Messenger RNA from Raphanus sativus (radish), 1412 nucleotides. RefSeq names its product cyclin-A3-4. Gene Ontology annotation, cellular component: cyclin-dependent protein kinase holoenzyme complex; nucleus; cytoplasm. The transcript has 7 exons. Gene Ontology annotation, biological process: mitotic cell cycle phase transition; regulation of cyclin-dependent protein serine/threonine kinase activity. The record is from RefSeq and is a predicted model, not a curated record. Bases 171 to 1268 code for a protein of 365 amino acids. Lineage: Eukaryota; Viridiplantae; Streptophyta; Magnoliopsida; Brassicales; Brassicaceae. Gene Ontology annotation, molecular function: cyclin-dependent protein serine/threonine kinase regulator activity.
AAAUCCCUAAAAGUUUCGAAAGCAUUUACAGACAGAGAAGCGCCAUUGACCUAAAAAAACAUACCCAAAAACCCACAAAACAAAAAAAAUGGCGCUCCUUUUGCACUUUCCAUCUUUUAUACAUUUCUAUAUUCAAUCCAAUCUCUCUCUUACCCACUGAGAAAACCCCCAUGGCGGAGAAUCAGAACUCCACGAGGAUGACCAGGGCGGCGGCGAAACGAAAGGCCUCCGCGACGGACGAAAACCCAGUUAGCAAGAAGAGAGUUGUUCUCGGAGAGCUUCCCAAUAUCUCCAAUGUCGCUGCUCCACUCAUACCCAUCCAAGAAAGAGAGACCCAGAAGCUCAAAUCAACUCUCAUCGCCUCCAAGAAGAAGACUAAGAAUGCCCCGACCCGAGAUUUCGAAUCCGGAUCUAGCGAUCCUCAGAUGUGUGGUCCUUACGUCGCUGACAUCUGUGCCUAUCUCCGCGAAAUGGAGGGGAAGUUAAAGCAAAGACCUUUACAUGACUACAUUGAGAAGGUUCAGAGUGAUUUGACUCCUAACAUGAGAGGGGUUUUGAUGGACUGGUUAGUGGAGGUUGCUGAGGAGUACAAACUUGUCUCCGACACGCUUUAUCUCACUGUCUCUUAUGUUGAUCGGUUCUUGUCUGUAAAGACUAUUAACAGGCAGAGGCUUCAGCUUGUUGGUGUUUCUGCAAUGCUUAUUGCGUCUAGGAAAUACGAAGAGAUAAGUCCUCCUAAAGUGGAAGAUUUUGUGUACAUUACUGAUAAUACGUUUACGAGACAAGAUGUGGUGUCCAUGGAAGCAGAUAUACUUCUUGCUCUUCAGUUUGAGUUAGGAUGUCCAACCAUCAAAACAUUCUUAAGACGGUUCACAAGGGUCGCUCAAGAGGAUUUCAGUGAGUCACGGUUGCAAAUAGAGUUCCUCUGUUGCUAUCUCUCAGAAUUGAGUCUGUUGGAUUAUAGCUGUGUGAAGUUUCUGCCGUCUCUUUUGGCUGCUUCUGCUGUCUUUCUUGCCCGAUUCAUCAUCCGUCCAAAACAACAUCCUUGGAACCAAAUGUUAGAAGAAUACACAAAAUACAAAGCGUCUGAUCUAAAAGAACCUGUGGGAAUCAUACAUGACUUGUAUCUAAGCAGAAAGGGAAACAGUCUAGAAGCUGUUAGAAACAAAUACAAGCAGCAUAAGUUCAAGUGCGUUGCGACCAUGCCUGUUUCACCUGAGCUACCUCUUGCUUUCUUUGAAGAUGUUAUAAUCAGAGAAAAGGCUUAAAGAAACUUGAAGCUUUAUGUGUUUGUAUAUGUCGUUAGAGUUUGCAGUUUAGUAUCAGAAGAUUUUUUGUAACAAAAGAAAUUUUCAUUUUGCUUGGCCAUUCAUUUCAGUGGCUAUGAGCUUUGAUUGAUUUGUUUUCUGCUU